CUCAGCGGCGCGGCCAGCCGGCAGCAGCGGGGCGCUCGGCGGGAGCUCGGCGGCGGCGGGGAGGCCGAGGCAGCCGCAGCAGGGAUGAGGGGAGACUCCUACUUGUUUGGAAUGCGAGGCCUCGGGCACUAUGGCUGCAUCCCAGAGGAUGGAGGACAGUUCUUACUCUACUCUAUAAACGGUGACAGCGAUUUAAAGAGAUGCUUUACAGAGGAAGAUUUUCAUGAAAUCAUUGACUUCAACGACCUCCCAAAUUCUCUCUUUGCCUGUAAUGUUCACCAGUCCGUGUUUGAAAGCGUGGACAGUAAGGAAAAAUUUGAAGGCCUGUUCCGUGCCUACGACGACUGUGUGACAUUCCAGCUGUUUAAGAGCUUCAGACGCGUGCGGAUAAACUUUAGUAGUCCCAAAUCAGCUGCUCGUGCCAGAAUAGAGCUGCAUGAAACACAGUUCAGAGGAAAGAAGUUAAAGUUGUAUUUCGCACAGAUUCAGACCUCUGAGACAGAUGGAGACAAGCUUCAUUUGGCUCCGCCACAGCCUGCAAAACAGUUUCUCAUCUCGCCUCCAGCCUCCCCACCUGUAGGGUGGCAGCCCAUAGACGAUGCAACACCUGUCAUCAACUACGACCUCCUUUAUGCAGUUUCUAAGCUAGGACCAGGAGAGAAAUACGAGCUACAUGCAGGAACAGAAUCCACCCCCAGCGUGGUAGUGCACGUCUGUGACAGUGACAUGGAAGAAGAUGAGGACCCAAAGAAUUCUCCAAAGCCAAAAAUCAUUCAAACUCGGCGCCCUGGCCUUCCACCUCCUGUAUCUAACUGAGCCCCCCGGCAGCAGCGGCCCUUCUCUCCUCCAGCACAGCUCUUGGGUUUUUUGUUUGCUUUCUUUUUCUUUUCUUCUUUUCAUUUUCCAAGGCACACAUUGCCUUUUGAGUACCAGGACAAUAAGCUUAAAAUCCCUGUGCAGUAAUCAAGCCUGUGUAACAAAAGGGCUAGGGAAAAAAAAAAAGAUCUUUGUAAUAUGUAACCAUAUCACACACCGACUAAUAGAUUUGCUGGGAAGGACAAAGCAAGGCUGAAGCAGGGAAGGUUUCAGGCUGAGGUUUUGCACAGCUGUAAUUUGCAUGCUGAAACACCACCAGAGGGAUCCUGCAUGGUGGGUGAUGAGGCUGAUAGGCUUAGGAUGCAAAUGCCCAGAACGCUUGCUGUGCCCUUCGCCAAGGAGCCUCUUUUCUGCCCUCGGUUCCCUACAGACCUCGGUCUUUUCCUUUCCUCCUUGUCUCCAAGGGGAAGGCGUGCGUUGUUUUUAAUCUCCUUGCAGCUUGGUGGCCUCGUCACCCCUCUGGAAUUUUCUGUAAGGAAUGCCAUUCCUGCAAGCUUUUUAGGAAACAAGAGGGAAAUGCCCUCUUCAGCAGCACUGUGAGCUGGGCCCUGGUGGAGAUGGGUGGGCUGAGGACAGGCAGCAUUGAGCUGAAGCACUGCCUGCCUGGCAGCCACGGGUGCGAGGAGCAGGAGGGACUGUCACUCUAUCUUCCAUAAAGGCAGGAGUGGUGCUGCUCUCUGAGGUCGAGGAGCCUGGCUGCUCGGCUGCUGGAAGCUCCAGCAGUGAUGGAGGCUGAAUGCUUUCCUGGCCGUGUGUUGGGCCUGAAUCUCACUGAUUACAUGCCUGAGAUCCAGUUCUUUUCACCCCCUUCUCCCCCUUUAAAGCCCUCCUUGAGCUGUAUGCAGUUUGGUUUGUGGAGGUGAGGAGACGUUGGUGUUCUUUUGUUGGGUUUUUUCUUACUUUAUUUUUUUUAGGCCAAAGAAAACAGGACCAUAAUGACACACUUGAAAUUAGACUGCAUGCAACCGAGUUCCCUUUUUUCACUGUCCCGCAUGUUUCUUUCACUUGCAAUGUAUCCUGGGUUACAGAAACUGUUCUGUGUGUCACCGUGGCUGACAGCAGGCAGAUGCUGGGCUCCCUGUCUGCUGCACCUCCCAUGAUGGCUUUUUUCGUGUGUAUUUGUCAUGUUGAGAAGAUAUUUUGUAGCCAUCUGAGCUCAGAUUUUGCAUAUACUUAAGCAUGCGCUUAAUUUAUGCACAUGAGUAGUUCCACUGGAAUUAACACUGCAGAAAAUGGAGCCCACGUGUAAGAUACAGUGGGAUUUUUGAGCUGAUGAGCUGAGCUGUACUCCCCAGAAUGACUACAGAGCGGCGCAGUGAGAUCCCGUGGUUUGAAAGCCUUCAAAAUCAGCGUUCGGAUCUUGGAAGCUCAUCCCAGGGCUGAAAAGUCAGCUCAGGCCGUGCAGUCAGGCUUCUCCUCGUAGCACCAAACGUUCAGCUUCCCAAGGGAGGGCUCCAUUCCACCCCGAGUUCGCACAGAGCCUUCAGGCUGCACCAAGGCUCAGCCCUGUGCUCUCAGCUGAAGGGCAGCUCGUGCUGUCGGCCUCACUGCAUGGAGAGGGCGGCUUCGGAAGGAAGGAUUCACCAUCCUCAUCCACUUUAUCCUCUGACCACCACAGCUCCUCGAUGUUCCUGUUGCAAUUAGUGCUUAUCGUAUCUGUAUCUCUAAUGUGGUGACUGUCAGUACUCUGUGACAUCAUCGUGUGUGUGGCACUCGGAGAAGCACGCUGAAUGCAGAGCCUGGACGAAGACGGGGCGUUCGUGUCUCCAUGUCAGAGCGAAGUUGUCUCCAAGUGACUCUUCAGAGGCCAAUUAUUCAUUUAGUUGAUUGAAAUAAAUAGUUGUUACUUGCUGCCCUGGGACUCCCAUCUGCUGUUCCUAUUGAACGUACCACCAGAGGCCACCUGCGACAUUUCAGGAGGAACAACAGUGUUACGAGAACGUUCAGAUUUCGGAGCUCCUCUGGUUCAAUACCAACAAAAACAGGGAGGUUUGCUGGCAAUGCAUGCUGUGUGGAAGGGAUCUGUGGUCUCAUGGCUUGCCCCAGCUGUGGCUCAGCACCACGCGCUCAUUCGCUCGUUCCCUUCCCUGUGGAAUGGGGAGAGAAUGGGGAACACAAACCAAGCACAACUUGUGGGCUGAGAUAAAGCCAUUUACUAAGGUAGAGCAAAGGCAAACAGUUACGACCAUAUGUACAGAGGAGUGCAUGUAACAGCUGGUGCACAGAGUUGUCACCACCCCAGCAAUGCCCAGCUUGUGCCCAGCAGUGCAGGAGAGCGAGAUGAGCUCCCACCCUCUUCCAAACUCCUUCCACGUGGUGUCAUGGGAUGAAAUACCAUGUGGCCACUGUAAGUCAGCUGUCCUCGUUCCGUUCCCUCCCUGCUCUUUGGGCUCUUUGCUGUGGACAGCCUCAGCUCUGUGCAGUGCCAUUAGCAGCAGCUGUGACCGUCAGGGUGCUGCUGGCAUCUCCUAGAACCAAAACACAGCAUCGUAUCUGGCACUCUGAAGAAAACAAUUCCAUCCCUGCUGAAACUAAGGCAUGCCUGCAUCCUCAGCAAUCAGUCAGUGAUCACGGAUCUGCUCCAGAGCUGAUACUUCAGGUUUUUACAUCCGAAAAUGUCGGAGGCUGAAUUUAGUCAUGACAUCCACGUACCCAAAGCUGGGAGAGAUUUGGUUGUGAACGAUGGAAUUUGGCCUCCAGUGACAUAAAUCUGCCCUGCUUUGGGUCUGAGCAAUCUUUCCUGGAAGUGCAUGUGCAGACAGGUGGAGGAGCAGCUCCAGUGCAGUGGCAGCUCUUGGUCAGCUCUGAAGUGCUCACCCAGGACAGGGUGGAACGCAGUUCUGUUCAUUAAAACCUGGAAGGAGAAAUGCAGUUCCAGGCCUGAUGUAAGUGUGCUCAGCAUCUGUCCCACUUCCACCUGGUCAGCAGGGAUCAGCUGUGCAGGUGUUAGGGAACGCCACCAGGGCAGCUUUACAAACAAGAAGGGAAUCUGUAGGAGCUGCUGCUGCUCUGUGGCACAGCCUGAGCCUGGUGCAGUGUGCUGGGGCCCCCUGCUGCCUGAGAGCACUGCGAGCUGCUGCCAGCACUGCUACAGCACGGGGGGAGGCAGCAUCUUGCAGUCUGCUUUUUUUCAAGUCAAAAGAAUGGAGAAUUUCUGUGGCCUUGAUUUUUGUAUUUAAGCUAAAGCAGCCCCCUCUUGUCAGUGUAGGUGUACACACUUGCACACACAUCCAGCUUCCGGGCUGGACGUGGCUCUGGGCAGCCUGGGCUGCUGGUUGGCGACCUGCACACAGCAGGGGUUGGGACUGGAUGAGCGCUGUGGGCCUUUGCAACACAGGCCAUUCUGUGGUUCUGUGAUUAUUUUCAGCAAGAAAACACAGCAAGAGCAUCCCUUCCUGUAAUGAGAGUACAGACACAGUCACUGCAAAGUGCUUUAUGGCACUGCAGACCAGCCCUAACACUUACAGCUCGCACGUGGCGCAGAUGGAAGGUGUUUUUGUCCUGGUGUCCCCCAGCAGCAGGAAAGGACCUUCUGCCAAAUGACUGUUUGUUCUGUGCACAGCGCUGCUGAGCUGCAGGGCCGAGCACAGCGCCGGGACGGAGCACGACAGCUUUGCCAUCAUACUGUACAUACUUUGGAGAUAUUCUAUUUAGUCAUAUUUUAUAGGAGUGUGAAAAAGCUAUGGGCGAAUUAACCACUUUUACACUUGUAUAAUUCAGAGCUUAGUUUAAAAAAAAAAUAAAUAUGGCAAACGAUG
Lagopus muta (rock ptarmigan) is the source of this 4634-nucleotide messenger RNA. RefSeq names its product regulator of calcineurin 2 (gene RCAN2). The coding region runs from base 85 to 816 and encodes 243 amino acids. The transcript has 5 exons. Gene Ontology annotation, biological process: calcium-mediated signaling. The record is from RefSeq and is a predicted model, not a curated record. Gene Ontology annotation, molecular function: calcium-dependent protein serine/threonine phosphatase regulator activity; nucleic acid binding. Gene Ontology annotation, cellular component: cytoplasm; nucleus. Lineage: Eukaryota; Metazoa; Chordata; Aves; Galliformes; Phasianidae.